CUUUAAGGUCCCAGCAUUCCCUUCGUGCCGCCGCCAAGAUGGCGGCGCCCAUGUUGCGGUGCGUUUCCCGGAGCCAGUGGCUUGGUACCCAAGGCCUGUCAGGAGUCUUGCCCUUGGGGCUGCGUGAGGCCCACUCGGCCGCUCAGGGGUUGCUGGCUUUGCAGAAGGCUCGGGGUCUGUUCAAGGACUUCUUCCCCGAGAGGGGUACAAAGACAGAGCUCCCAGAGCUCUUCGACCGCGACACGGGGGGGAAGUUUCCCCAGACCAUCUACUGCGGCUUCGACCCAACGGCCGACUCGCUUCAUGUCGGGCAUCUGCUGGCGCUUUUGGGCCUUUUUCAUUUCCAGCGAGCGGGCCACAACGUGAUCGCGCUGGUGGGAGGCGCCACGGCGCGCCUGGGAGACCCAAGCGGUCGUACCAAGGCGCGCGAGUCGCUGGAUGCGGAGCGCGUGCAAAGCAACGCGCGUGCCCUGAGCCAAGGGCUAAAGGCCCUGGCGACUAAUCACCAGCAGCUCUUUGCAAAUGGGCGGACCUGGGGCAGCUUCACCGUACUGGACAAUUCGGCGUGGUACCAGAAGCAAGACCUGGUGGACUUCCUAGCAGCAGUGGGUGGCCACUUCCGCAUGGGAACACUGCUGAGCAGGCUGAGUGUGCAGACUCGGCUCAAGAGCCCCGAAGGCAUGAGUUUGGCCGAGUUUUUAUACCAGGUGCUCCAGGCCUAUGAUUUCUACUACCUGUUCCAGCAUUAUGGAUGCCGGGUCCAGCUGGGUGGAUCAGAUCAGCUGGGCAAUAUCAUGUCUGGAUACGAGUUCAUCCACAAGUUGACUGGAGAAGAUGUGUUUGGAAUCUCUGUUCCUCUAAUUACAAGUACAACUGGAGCAAAACUGGGCAAGUCUGCUGGCAAUGCUGUUUGGCUAAACAGAGAUAAGACAUCUCCAUUUGAAUUGUAUCAGUUUUUUCUCAGGCAACAAGAUGAUUUGGUAGAAAGAUACCUGAAGCUCUUCACUUUUCUGCCUCUUCCAGAGAUUGACCACAUCAUGCAGCUGCAUGUCACAGAGCCAGAAAAGCGGGGUCCUCAGAAGCGACUUGCUGCGGAAGUAACAAAGCUUGUUCAUGGACAAGAAGGGCUGGCCUCUGCUAAAAGGUGUACACAAGCCCUUUAUCACAGCAGCAUAGAUGCGCUGGAAGUCAUGUCUGAUCAAGAGUUAAAAGAAUUGUUUAAAGAAGCUUCAUUUUCUGAAUUAGUUCUCGACCCUGGAACAAGCGUCCUAGAUACAUGCCGCAAAGCAAAUGCCAUUCCAGAUGGUCCCCGAGGGUAUCGGAUGAUUACAGAAGGUGGAGUCAGCAUAAAUCACAAACAAGUAACAAAUCCUGAGAGUGUUUUAGUUGUUGGACAACAUAUUCUUAAAAAUGGACUUUCAUUACUUAAAAUAGGAAAAAGGAACUUCUACAUUAUAAAAUGGCUUCAGCUAUGAUGAAAAAUCCUUCUGGUGUUCAAACAUCAUCAUUCAUUAUCAAGAUAUACAAACUUAUAUCUUCACUUAUGCAACUCAAAGAAUGGAGUAUAUUCUAGGCCUCUGUGAGUAAUUUCAUUGUUCAUACAGGUUGGUUAAGUUUGUGGAAUAUUUUAUUUUCUGAUCCUUAAAUAUUAAACACUAACACAGAAAAGCAUGAUUUCUAGGUUUAAUCUCUUUUAAUAAUUAUGCUUUAUGAAAAACUAAAUACUAAGUUUCCUAUCCUGUCCUUGCUCUUCUAUCAGGUAAAUAUAUCACUGGAUUUUUGUUGUUGUUGUUCGGGAAGCAAAUUCUAUAAAAAAGGAGAAAAGUUAGAGGAAGCCAUAGACAGCAUUAGAAAUUACAGUAGAAAUAGUUUCUUUUUGAAGAAAAAUCAGUACGUGACUUUUCAGAAAGCUUAUAAUUCAGUGUUCCAGUCUCCUGUGUUUCCAUGAAAUUAAAUUUACUCAUUAGCCUUGUUUUAACUCAGUAAGAAAGGUAGCAAUGUCUUAUAUCAACUUUUAAAUUAGUCUUAAGUUUCAACUUCUGUCCCCAGCAGAUUGCAGUUUGAGAUGAACCAAAAAGUUAAGUAACCAACAAGAUAAAAUAGAGGCAAAAUAUAUACAUGGAGAUAUCCAAACAUAAGAGAAUAUCAAAAGAUAUUCCAGGAAGGGAAGUUUUCAGGUCAAAUUUAAAGCAUCUGGAAUCAAGAUUCAGUCAAAUUAAGCUCUACGUUCUUUAGGCAAGUUGAUUCUCCAGAACCGUUUGCAACAUCUAAAAAAUCAGAUCAUUGAUUUUUCUUGAUUUCCUUAAUUUCACUUGAUCACUUGAGGAUCAAGUAAAACACACACAUACACACAAAAUAGUUAACAAUCAGAUUUGUUCUAGAAAAUCUUACAGGCAGCAAAGCAUGGCUUUAGAGUUCAAAUUCUAGCUAUUUACUACCUGGAUUAUUUGGAGCAAGUCAUUUUCAUAUGCAAAAAAAUGGAAAUGUAUUAUAAUAAAACCUCAGUCAAUUAUAAAAAUCGAAAAAGAAAAAAGUCAUUAAACUUUUAUAUAGUAUAAACUAUAUCGCUAUGUUCCAAAGUAGAUUUUCAUGUACUCUUCUGGGAGUACAGUUAGGAAGAAUUCACUUAUUGACAAGCUUUUUAAUGUCACUUCAUACCAGCAACUUUAUUUACAAAGUGAGAACAUACAGGUAUCCAUUGUAAGUCAGAGAUCAUCUCUACAUUUCAGAACUUCACUCGGUUUAAGGGCCAACAAAAGGAGGUUUCCUCUUUCUGUACCUGUCUUGCCUGUUUUUCUUUGUACAUGGUGUGUAGUACUAACACGUGCAUUACCAUAGCAGGUAAUGUUUUCAAUUUGAAGUUUGCUGGAGAAAGGUGCAUUAUAAGGUUCUGUCCCCCUCUACAAAUUGAAAAAGUUAGACUAGAAUGGUAAUCAUCUGAUCUAUCUCAAAUACAUGAAUCAUGGAUGGCUAUAAUUUCAAAACUGAUGCUUAAUAAUGGCAGAGUGAUUUUAAAGUAUGCUAAUAAACAUUUUGGAAGCAUGUGUUCUAUGAAGACGGUACUGCUAACAGAUUCUUAGUCCUAUAUCACCAGACUGAAUCUGUUAUGUUUGAGAUCAGUUGCUGAUCCUGUUGUUUCUUGGUAUAGUAUCAUUAGCUAAAGGUGACACACAUUCAUAUGUUCCUGCCAGUAUUUCUUCAUAAAUGUCAUAACAUAAAAAUAAAUUUAAUAUCUGCAGUAUAGAAUUCAUCUUAAAAUUCAUCAUGUAACUCAUAUCAAGAAUAAUCUGGGGAAUUUUGGUAAAAUGUGUUCAUGUUCUAAACCUCACUCCCAGCCCUCUGAGAGCAUUUAGGAGUAUGUGUGUAUCAGGAUGUUUUUCUGUGAAUAAUAAAGCCCCACCAUUAUUUUCGUACCUUUA
Dama dama (fallow deer) is the source of this 3419-nucleotide messenger RNA. It is a transcript of the gene YARS2, whose product is annotated as tyrosyl-tRNA synthetase 2. NCBI's taxonomy places the organism in Eukaryota, Metazoa, Chordata, Mammalia, Artiodactyla, Cervidae. Bases 39 to 1475 code for a protein of 478 amino acids. Gene Ontology annotation, biological process: tyrosyl-tRNA aminoacylation. Gene Ontology annotation, cellular component: mitochondrion; cytosol. Gene Ontology annotation, molecular function: RNA binding; ATP binding; tyrosine-tRNA ligase activity. The record is from RefSeq and is a predicted model, not a curated record. The transcript has 5 exons.